GAGAGGAGGGGAGCGGUGGCGGUGGAGGGGGGAGAGUGGGGAUGUGAGUGGGAACGAUUGGGACUCGCAAACUGUGUUUGCAGAGGAGCAGCCGUGACCGGGGGCCGAGAUCGGUGGAGAUCGCCCCACAGGAGGGGGGGACAUCACACACACACACACACACACACACAACACACAACACAACACAACACACAACACCAGAAAAAAAAAGAACUAAAUAAGUGUGGAGUCCGCGCGGCCACAUAUCGCUUGAAGAGUGCGGGAUUGACCUCGAGAUGGGAGAAGACGGGGUACAGGCGGAGAAGAGCCUCUGCGAGGCCGGGAAGACCUCCCCGCGGGCAGGGGGGGAGCAGAGCCCGGACCCCCAGCCCGAGCCCGAGCCCGACCCCGACCCCGAGCCCAGCCCCAGCCCCGUGUCCAGCCAACCUCCCAGCCCGGGACCCAGCGGGAAGGUCCCCCCCGUCCCCACCCCCACCCCUCCGCCUCCGCCGCCCAUCUCGGUGGAAGCCAUCCGCCAGGGCAGCGGCCAAGUGAACGCCAUCACGGUGCUGGCGCUGCUGGACAAACUGGUCCACAUGCUGGACACCGUGCAGGACAACCAGAGGAAGAUGGAGCGGCGGCAGAUCCAGGUGGAGAGCUCGGUCCGGGGCAUCCAGAGCGACAUCAGCAAACUGUCCAAGAGCCACAGCUCCACCAGCGGCACCGUCACCAAACUCCUGGACAAGUCCCGCAAGGUCGGCUCCAACGUCAAGGAGAUGCGGGAGCGGCUGGACAGGCAGAGCCUGCAGGUCAAGAGGCUGGAGGCCAACCAGACACAGUUGCUCAAGAAGAACAACUUUCGCGUCCUGAUCUUUCAGGACGAGUCAGACAUCCCACCCGCUGCAUUUGUGGAGAAGCCAGCAGAGGGGGCAGAGAAUGAGCGUGUGGACGAGAACAAAUCCCUAGCCGAUGCCCCUCCGGCCUCGCUGGAGCUCUCGUCGGAUGAAGAGGCUCAGGCGGGGGGAGAGGCUCACGAAGAGGAAAAGGUUGAGAAACUGGAGCAGUCCAGGGCCGCCAAGAUCAAGAGGUCAAGUCUGAGAAAAGUCGACAGCAUCAAGAAGGCCUUUUCCCGAGAGAACUUCGAGAAGAGGAUGAAUAGAUUCGGCACCAAGAUCGUGUCGCCCGAGAGAAGGGAGAAGAUUAAGAAGUCGCUGACUCCCAGCAACCAGAAGACACAGUCUCUCAAGGCCUCCAGUUUCAAGGUGUCGCCCAUGACUUUCAACGUGAAGAAGGUCAGGGAGGGAGAGGCAACUCCAAAGAGCCCCAGUGACCCACUGAAACCCGAUCAGUUCGGUCCACUGGCUGCAGAUGGCAGCUUGUUCCCCGAAGUGAGCUUGGAAAUGUCCCCCAGCGCCUUAGCUGCUGAGGAGGGUAAAGAAGGCGUGGUUGGCACCAUCAAAGAAGUGGACGAGCCAAAGCAGGAGAAGAACGAGGCAGAUAUCGUGGUGGAGAACGAUAUGUGGGGCAGCGCGGUCAAAGAAGGUAGCAGUACAUUGGCGAUGGAUGAUAAGUGGGGUGCUGGGGUCAAAGAUGAUAGUACCGAGGCGGUGGACAGCAAUAAGUGGGGCAGUGGGGUCAAGGAUGAUACCCUGGCGAUGGAUGAUGUGAAUUGGGGCAGCGGGCUCGAUGAAGGUAGUACAUUGGCGAUGGAUGAUGAUAAGUGGGGCAGCACGGUGAAGGAAGGUGGCACAGAGGCGUUAGACAGCGAUAAGUGGGUCAAUGAAGCGGGGGCGGCUAAGCUUUCUUCCCCAAUACGACGGGCAGGUGAGCCACAAGCCGAGGCUCAGUUAGAUAUCGAGCUGCACAUUGUGGAGGAUGAGGCAGCUGUGUUGCAGAUACAGCAAACAGCCUAAAGCUCCCUUGGCGUGCAGCACCAUAUAUGUGUGUUAUUAUUAGCUACUGUAAACUGCGGAGGGGAGGGGGGGGGGUGUGGUGAGGAGGGAGGAAGAGGGGAUGACUACCAGGCAAGACUAGAGAGGGCUACAGCAUGUUGUGGAGGGGGAGGGGGAAGAUCAA
This is a messenger RNA of Callorhinchus milii (elephant shark), 2055 nucleotides long. It is a transcript of the gene cavin2, whose product is annotated as caveolae associated protein 2. Gene Ontology annotation, cellular component: cytoplasm; caveola. The coding region runs from base 276 to 1892 and encodes 538 amino acids. The transcript is spliced from 2 exons. Gene Ontology annotation, molecular function: protein kinase C binding. The record is from RefSeq and is a predicted model, not a curated record. Lineage: Eukaryota; Metazoa; Chordata; Chondrichthyes; Chimaeriformes; Callorhinchidae.